CCUCUACCAGCCAAUCAACUGCUCUCAACUGUCCAACUGCUCUUUCUACCGCUGCUACCAUGGUAGCCGGGCAAGACAACGAUCACCGGCAAGCGGCCCCACUACCCGACCCUUCUAUAGCGCCCCUAGGGCGUUUGCUCGAGCUCGAAAAGGCCCGCAUGGACAUAGCAAAGUCGAAGCUUGCGGACCUCAAGAUCAAGCUCACCGCACACAAGACUAGGGAAGAGGCUGCUCGGGCGCAUCUAGACUACCUCAUUGCAUCUACCUCCGCGUGCCAGGAGCUCUACAAGGCCGUCGAGGAGGACUACCAGCACGCCGCUCUGUGCACGGCCUUAGCUGAAGAAGCGGAGCCUGCCGAUCUCGCUCCCUCAGAGAUCUCGGAGGAGCUGAGCGCCGUCGGAGCAGAAGGCCACACUUCGGCGGCUCGGACGCGCAAAGAGCGAGGGAUACUGUCACAUAGCAGUGCCACCACGCCACGCGCUCCGGCAAAGCUAUCCCAAGCGCCACGCCCAUGGGCAUCGUUCAGACUGCAGGAUCACCAGUCCAAGGUCUCUCUUUGCACUUUCGUGCAUCCGAAGCCAUACGUUCCACUCUCCCCCUCUUUGGCUCCUUCCACGGUUCACGACUUCGACGGGCUGUCGUAG
Messenger RNA from Microstroma glucosiphilum, 644 nucleotides. RefSeq lists its product as hypothetical. NCBI's taxonomy places the organism in Eukaryota, Fungi, Basidiomycota, Exobasidiomycetes, Microstromatales, Microstromataceae. The transcript is spliced from 3 exons. The record is from RefSeq and is a predicted model, not a curated record. The coding region runs from base 60 to 644 and encodes 194 amino acids.